AUGAAAAUAUAUUUCAGUCGCUUUGUUAUUGUAACGAUAUUUCUGCCCAUGAAGAACGGCAUUGGCGAGUCGUGGUCAUACCUGAUACUGUUCGUGGCACCAGUCGUCGCGUCCGUAGUCUUUCUAUACUUCAAAUUGCCCGAGACGAAAAACAAAACUCCGACCGAGGUGGAUGAAGCCGCUGCAAAGCUUCCGAAGAUAUUCUCCAGGAAGUCCAAAGAACUUUUGAAUGUUACGAGUAUUAAGUUAUGA
Molecule: messenger RNA, 252 nt
Organism: Ostertagia ostertagi
Lineage: Eukaryota; Metazoa; Nematoda; Chromadorea; Rhabditida; Trichostrongylidae
Source: the annotation of a GenBank genome assembly